Molecule: messenger RNA, 492 nt
Organism: Colletotrichum spaethianum
Lineage: Eukaryota; Fungi; Ascomycota; Sordariomycetes; Glomerellales; Glomerellaceae
Exons: 1
Coding region: 1-492 (163 amino acids)
Source: RefSeq, a predicted model, not a curated record
AUGUCAAACGGGGAUGACUGGAGAAGACUGCGCACUGCGAGAGUUCAACAUUUCGAAUUAUCAAUUUCAAGACCCUUCACUCCGCAGCGCAGGGAGAUUCUGUUCAGUGGGUUGGGCGCCUCUACCGACCACAGGAGUCUCAGAUUUUCCGGAGAGCAUGGAUUCGAGGACACAAACGCUGCAGUGGUCAAGAAGGUUCAACGCCUCAACACGUGCCUAUUGGAGGCUGGUACACACUGCAGCCCACAGUACGCCAUAAAUAAGCCAGUCUUGGGUAGCCGCCUGCAGGAAGCACUGCUCCGCUCAGAACUCGACGUCUACGGGGACAAUCGUGUUGGCCAGUCUCAUCAGUCCGGUAUGGUGUCCAGCGGAACCCGAAGUCGGAAGUUAAGAGCGAAACAGGUGUCUUCGAACGGGGUUAUGCCAAGGGUUGCUAAGAACCCGAAGUACAUUGACGCUUACGAGGACGAGGAUGAUAUUGUGGAAGCUUGA